UUUACUAUUGCAACUUAAAAGGGACUUUAACAACGAAUGAGUACUUCUGAAAGGAUUAAAAUGAUUUACUAUUACUCUUCUCUGUGACAUUAAUAGAGCACCAUGAGCUGAUGCGAUAAGUGACGAUAGUACUGGAGAGUUUUCGUCACCAACGUUCAUUGGGGGUCUUGGAUCGGGUAGUGGAAGAUUAACGAGAAACUAUUCCUUAGUACAUUUGGGUCUCUCCUUGAACCUGGGAGCAUGGAAAUCAUUCGUUUUUAUAAAACACCUGGGCUUAAGCCAGGACAGUUGUCAAAGAAAUUAAAUCAAUUGCUGCAAAUAUCAAGCUCAGUGGAUGAAGUCAAGACGGAACUUUGCUACUAUGUCGAAAGCAGCGGUGCACUUAGUGAAGAGGAGAUUGGACUUCUAAAAUGGAUUCUUGUAUCACCUUUUGAUCCACUUAAAGUCACCGAACAGAGUUCUCUGGAGAAUCAUGGAAAUGAUAAAUUGCUUAUCGAAAUUGGCCCAAGAUUAAACUUUGCUACACCAUUCUCCAGCAAUGCGAUAUCAAUUUGUAAUUCUAUACAGUUACAUAAAGUUAAAAGAGUAGAAGUCUCGACAAGAUAUCUUGUUAAGUUGAAGUCAAUCAUUGAUAGCAAGACAGAGAAUAGGAUCGUUAAUGCCUUGCAAGAUCGAAUGACGGAAUGUAGAUAUUUAAAACCAAUAGAAUCAUUCAAUCAUGGCUUCAAGCCUGAAGAAUGGUAUGAAGUAGAUAUUCUACAGCAUGGAAGAAAAGCCUUGGAAGAUGUAAAUGCACAUUUGGGUCUAGCAUUUGACAACUGGGACUUAGAUUUUUACACAGAUCUGUUUGGUUCAAAACUUAAGCGUAACCCCACAAGUGUCGAGUGUUUCGAUUUGGCACAGUCUAAUAGUGAACAUAGUCGUCACUGGUUCUUCAAAGGACGGAUGGUCAUCGAAGGGAAGGAAAAAGACCAAUCGCUAAUCGACAUGAUUAUUGACACCCAGAGCUCGUCGAAUCCAAAUAAUGUUAUCAAAUUCAGUGACAAUAGCAGUGCAAUCAAAGGGUAUGAAGCUAAGAUUCUUCGUCCAAAGGAAACCAGCCAAGCUAGUGCAUUCCAUUUAAAUACACUGAAACAAGACCUCAUCUUUACCGCAGAAACUCACAACUUCCCUACCGGGGUUGCACCAUUCAGCGGGGCCACUACAGGUACUGGUGGACGUUUAAGAGACAUACAAAGUGUUGGACGUGGUGGAUACUACAUUGCUGGAACAGCUGGUUACUCCGUUGGCAACCUUCACAUUCCAAACUAUUCUUUACCUUGGGAAGAGGAUGACUUGCCUUAUCCAGAAAAUAUGGCUUCUCCUCUGGAUAUCAUCGUAGAAGCUAGUAAUGGCGCAUCAGAUUAUGGGAAUAAAUUUGGAGAACCCGUAGUGUCUGGAUUUGCGAGAUCAUUUGGAAUGACAAACUCAUUUGGUUUGAGACAAGAAUGGAUCAAGCCAAUCAUGUUCAGUGGUGGUGUGGGGACAAUGGAUGCAAAUAUGACAACGAAGUUGCCAGCUGAGAAAGGUAUGGAAGUGAUAAAAGUUGGUGGCCCGGUGUACAGGAUCGGUGUAGGAGGUGGAUCAGCAAGCUCCGUAGAGGUUCAAGGUGAUAAUAAAUUAGAACUCGACUUUGGUGCGGUGCAAAGAGGUGAUGCUGAAAUGGAACAAAGAUUAAAUCGGUUGGUUCGAGCCUGCAUGGAGAUGGGAGAUAGAAAUCCAAUUCUAAGUAUCCAUGACCAAGGAGCUGGUGGAAAUGGAAAUGUCCUGAAGGAAUUGGUGGAGCCUGCCGGUGCAGUAAUAUUUACAAAGAAGUUUGAGUUGGGUGAUCAAAGUAUCAGCACGCUAGAACUAUGGGGUGCAGAAUAUCAAGAGAACGAUGCAAUUCUCUGCAGAUCAGAAGAUGUACCAUUACUUAAAGAGAUUGCUCGGCGAGAAAGAUGUCCUAUUAAUUUUGUAGGAACAGUCACUGGCAACGGAAGAAUAAUUCUUUCUGAAGAGGACGACUGCAAUACUGAGAAAUACCUAGACGAGUCUUAUGUACCUGGGAAAAGACAUCCAGUUGACUUGGAUCUUGAACUCGUUCUAGGGAAAAUUCCAAGAAAGGUGUUUUACUUGGAGAAGGAGCACAAAACUUUGGUGCCAAUUCAGUUGCCAAAGGACUUGACAGUAGAUACUGCACUUGAGAGAGUUUUGAGGUUACCCUCGGUAGCAAGUAAACGAUAUUUAACAAAUAAAGUAGACCGAUGUGUGACAGGACUGAUUGCUCAACAGCAAUGCGUAGGACCUUUGCAUACACCAUUAGCUGACGUUGCUGUCACAGCGAUUUCUCAUUUCUCUACCGUUGGUGUAGCCACGUCUAUUGGGGAGCAACCGAUAAAGGGUCUCGUCACUCCACAAGCAGGUGCACGGAUGACAGUUGCCGAGUCUUUAAGUAACCUCGUAUUUGCUGGAAUUUCUGAUUUGAAGGAUGUAAAAUGCAGUGGUAACUGGAUGUGGGCAGCCAAAUUGCCAGGAGAGGGUGCAGCAUUGUACGAAGCUUGCGAAGCAAUGUGCUCAAUCAUGAAAGAGUUAGGAAUUGCUAUCGAUGGAGGAAAAGAUUCCCUUAGUAUGGCUGCUCGAAUCGGAAAGGAUGUUGUUAGGGCACCAGGAACAUUGGUGAUCUCUUCGUAUGCUCCGUGCCCUGACAUUCAAAAGGUUGUCACCCCAGAUCUUAAAAGUCCUUCCAUUGGAGAAGAAGGUUGCAUUCUCUACGUAGACUUGUCAAAUGGCAAGAGUCGUAUCGGAGGCACUGCUUUAGCUCAAGUCUUCCGACAACUUGGUGAUAGCGCACCUGAUGUAGAAGAUGUGAGAGCAAUCAAAAAUGCUUUCAAUGCCACUCAAUCGUUAAUAAAAGAUGGGAAAAUUCUGUCAGGCCAUGACGUGAGUGACGGUGGUUUGAUAACCUGCAUUUUAGAAAUGUGUUUCGCUGGAAUUUCCGGCGUAGAAAUCAAGAUAUCACACAAAUCAGAAUCGCCGAUAAAUAUCCUGUUUUCGGAAGAAGUAGGUUGGAUUUUGGAGGUGCAUCAGCGAGACAUAGAUUACGUUCUUGAAACGUUCAAACGAUACGACGCUCCCAUUUAUGCUAUUGGAAAAUCCAAGGGCUUUGGCCUACAAUCUAAAAUCGUUGUAUCGGUAAACAAUGAAAUUGUUGUUAAUUCGUCUGUAUUCCCUCUAAUGAGUUUAUGGGAAGAAACAAGUUAUCAAUUAGAGCGACGCCAAACAAAUGUGAGUUGUGCGGAGGAAGAAUAUAAUGGAUUAAGUGCACGAAGUGCCCCAGCGUACAAGUUGACGUUUGACCCUGAUAACUAUACAUUCCUAAGUCAUAAACAUUUAACUUCUAAUAUUCAGGUCGCUGUGAUUCGCGAAGAAGGCACUAAUGGGGAUCGAGAAAUGGCUGCAUCAUUAGUUGAAGCUGGUUUCGAAGUUUGGGACAUAACGAUGCAAGAUUUAUUAAAUGAACAGGUGUCAUUGGAUGGGUUCAAGGGCGUUAUUUUCCCAGGUGGAUUUAGUUACGCUGAUGUUUUCGGAUCUGCUAAAGGAUGGGCAGCAAGCUUACUGUUUCACCCAAAAUUGGAGAAACAAUUGCAAGCUUUUGUGAAGCGACAGGAUACGUUCAGUUUAGGAGUGUGCAAUGGAUGCCAGUUGAUGAGUCUUCUGGGAUGGAUCGGUGGAGAGCCAAGUUAUGAAAAUAGAAACCCAGAUAUUGUUCUCGAUAGCAAUAAUUCAGAGAGAUUCGAGUGUAGAUGGAGUACCGUAAAGAUUGAGAAAUCACCAUCUAUUUUACUAAGGGGCAUGGAGGGCAGUGUAUUUGGAGUUUGGGUUGCACAUGGCGAAGGGAGAUUUACAUUCCGAAGUAGUGAUGUUUUAAAGAAACUAAAACAGCACAAUUGCCUUGCCAUAAAGUACACCGACGAGCAGGGCAUCCCAACCGAGAAAUAUCCUCUCAAUCCAAACGGCAGUAUUGAGGGAAUAGCUGGAAUUUGUUCUGUGGAUGGCCGACAUCUAGCAAUGAUGCCUCACCCAGAACGAUGCACACAGAUGUGGCAAUGGCCGUGGAUGCCAGGAAAUUGGAGUUAUAAGACGUCACCUUGGUUACGACUUUUCCAAAAUGCACACGCAUGGUGUACAUCUCUGUAG
This is a messenger RNA of Orussus abietinus, 4218 nucleotides long. It is a transcript of the gene Pfas, whose product is annotated as phosphoribosylformylglycinamidine synthase. The record is from RefSeq and is a predicted model, not a curated record. Gene Ontology annotation, molecular function: phosphoribosylformylglycinamidine synthase activity. Gene Ontology annotation, biological process: 'de novo' IMP biosynthetic process. Lineage: Eukaryota; Metazoa; Arthropoda; Insecta; Hymenoptera; Orussidae. The transcript is spliced from 20 exons. Bases 241 to 4218 code for a protein of 1325 amino acids.